AACAUAUUUAUACAUGACAAGUCAACUAUAUUUUUGCAAUUACUUCUCAGGUAUCAAUUUUUGAUCAAAUUGACAAUUACAUGCUUCUUUGCUUUGUGAAUUUAUGAAAUUCUAUAUCCAUUUAAGAAGUCCAUUAUUUUGAAAUUCUCAUCGUUGUUUUUUUAAUAUAAAUUCUGAAAUCUUAAAUCAUUCAUCAGUAUGGCUCGUCAUACAAUCGAAAUUCCAUUGAAAGAAUCAGCCGAUGAAGUCAUUGAGCUUGAUUUAGAUAAUCUGCCCGAUACAAAAGAAGUACUGCAAAUUCUUCAAUCCGAAUCACCACCUUUAAACAUCUGGAUUCAAUUGGCACUUGCUUAUUAUAAGGAGAAAAAAGAAGACGAUUUUGUCCAGAUACUUGAAUAUUCUCGUACGGAAGCGUCGCUAAGCUAUAAAGAUUAUGAACGUGAUCAGAUGAAAGCGUUAGAUACUUUGGCUGCCUAUUAUGUGGCCAAAGGUAAUAAAGAAAAGAAUCGUGAUAGAAAACGAGAACUUUAUACAAAAGCAACGGUAUUGUAUACAAAUGCUGACAAGAUUGUUAUGUAUGAUCCAAAUCAUUUGGUUGGCCGUGCCCAUUUCUGUUUAGCCGAAGCUGAAAAGAUCGAUCAAGCUGAUGCACAAUUCACAUUCGUUUUAAAUCAAUAUCCCAACAAUAUACCGUCAUUGUUAGGCAAAGCCUGUAUUAAUUUCAACAAAAAAGACUACAAAACAGCUUUGACUUUUUAUCGCAAAUGUUUACGAGUGAAACCGGAUUGCCCGGCAAAUAUUCGUCUUGGAAUCGGGCAUUGUUUCUAUAAAUUAAACCAAAUGGAAAAAGCUAAAUUGGCAUUCGAACGUGCCCUUCAAUUGAAUCCUCAAUGUGUUGGCGCAUUGGUUGCAUUGGCAAUAAUGGAACUGAACAAAAAGACACCAGAUUCCAUACGAAAUGGUGUACAAAUGUUAUCGAAAGCUUAUUCAAUUGAUCAAACUCAUCCAAUGGUAUUGAAUCAUUUGGCAGAUCAUUUCUUCUUUAAAAAAGAUUAUGCCAAAGUUCAACAUUUAGCAUUACAUGCAUUCUAUAAUACGGAAAAUGAGCCUAUGCGUGCUGAAAGUUGUUAUCAAUUAGCUCGAAAAUUUCAUAUCCAAGGUGAUUAUGAUCAAGGAUUUCAGUACUAUUAUCAAGCUACACAAUUUGCAUCACCAUCAUUCGUUCUUCCAUUUUAUGGCCUCGGACAGAUGUACAUUUAUCGUGGUGAUUUCGAUAAUGCAGCAUCUUGUUUUGAUAAAGUUUUGAAAUAUUUUCCCAACAAUUAUGAAACGAUGAAAAUUCUCGGCUCACUUUAUUCACAAUCGGUUGAUGGAGAAAAACGAGAUAAAGCUCGUGAAUUUCUGAAAAAAGUUAUUGAUCAACAUCCAGAAGAUGUGGAAGCUUGGAUUGAAUUAGCACAAUUGCUUGAACAAUCAGAUCUACAAGGAGCAUUAAAUUGCUAUCAGAAUGCGAUCAAAAUAUUUCGAGAGAUUGCCGAUCAUAAUGAUAAUAAUUUGGAGAUACCUGCCGAAAUUUACAACAAUGUUGCCGCAUUAUAUUUUCGUCUGGGAAAUUAUAAACAAUCUGCUGAUUAUUAUAAAAGUGCCCUGAAACGAUGUCAAGAAGAAUUGCAAAUCGAAGAACAUUAUCUUAAAUUAAUUCAAGUGACAAUCAAUUAUAAUCUCGGUCGAUUAUAUGAAGCAAUUCAUGAGUAUAACAAAGCUGAACAAAUCUAUAAGGAUAUACUACGUGAACAUCCUAAUUAUGUUGAUUGUUACCUGCGAUUAGGCUGUAUGGCUAGAGAUUUAGGUCAAAUCUAUGAAGCUAGUGAUUGGUUUAAAGAAGCGUUGCAAGUGGAAAAAGAUCAUCCGGAUGCCUGGUCAUUGAUUGGCAAUCUUCAUCUAGCCAAACAAGAAUAUGGUCCUGGUCAGAAAAAAUUUGAACGUAUUCUGAAUCAAGAAUCUACCAAUCAAGACACAUAUUCAAUCGUUGCACUUGGUAAUGUUUGGUUGCAAACCUUAUAUCAGCCGACUAAAGAUAAGGAAAAAGAACGACGUCAUCAGGAUCGUGCCAUUCAGAUGUAUAGACAAGCAUUGAAAAUUGAUCCAAAAAAUAUUUACGCAGCCAACGGUAUUGGUUGUGUUUUAGCACAUAAAGGUUAUACCAAUGAAGCUAGAGACGUAUUCUCACAAGUUCGUGAAUCGACAGCCGAUUUUCCCGAUGUUUGGAUUAAUAUUGCACACAUUUAUGUUGAAUUAAAACAAUAUGUGAGCGCAAUUCAAAUGUAUGAAAAUUGUCAUAAACGAUUUUUCCAGAGUACAAAUGUCGAUAUUAUGUUGUACAUUGCACGUGCCUAUUACAAAUGGGGUAAAAUGCGUCAAUGUAAAAAUAUUUUGUUGAAAAUUCGUCGUGUAUUGCCAAACGAUACGUUGAUUCUGUUCAACUUGGCAUUGGUCUUACAAAAAUUGGCUGCUUCAGUUCUGGAAGAUACAAAAAGUUCAUUACGUACCGUUUUACUUGCAGUCCAAGAAUUAGGACUUGCAUUUAAAUAUUUUACAUAUUUAAAAACUAAUGGCGAUAAAAGUAAAUUCGAUUUGGCAUGGUGUGCUAUCGAAGAACAACGAUGUCAAGAUUUGUUAAAACAAGCACAAUAUCAUGUAAUGAGAGCCAGAACAAUGGAUGAACAAGAACAAGAGAUUCGCCGUAAGCAGGAAAUGGAACGUGAAGAAUUACGAAAGAAACUAAUGGAAGAACAACGAGUUCGUGAAGAAGAGAAGAUUAAACAAGCACAGGAAUUAAUUCAGAAACGGCAGGAAUAUGUGGAAAAAACGAAAAAUAUAUUACUUUUCCAGGAUGUUCCCGAAGAGAAACCGAAAAAGGCUCGUGGUCGUAAAUCUAUGGCUAAUGAUGAAGAUGGAUUCGUCACUGAUUCAUCAAGUAAUAUCGAAAAUCGUCCGGAUAAGUCGACAAAGAAAAAACGAACCGUUUCGGAUGGUGAUAAAGAAAGGCGACGCCGAAAGAGAAAAAGAACAACUAGUGGUGGUGAUACCGAUUCGGAUGGUGCUGGUGAAGAUAAUGAUGAAGAACGAGCUCGAAGACGUGAAGAACGAAAACGAGCUCGAAAAGAAUCGAAUAAAAAACGGCAUGCUAUUAAAGCUCGACAACAAGUUGAAAAAGAAAUACCAGGUAAAUUUAAAUCAAAAGCUUUCAUCAAUUCAUCAGACUCAUCAUCAAGCGAUGAACCAGAACCGAAUGAUGAGCCAAACGCUGGAACAAUAUCUAAAAACAUGUUCGACAGUGACAGUGACGAAGAUGUGGUUGGAAAAGCAAGAGCUUCAAGUGAUGAUAAUCAAUCACCUAUCUAUUCAAAUGAAGAUAAUGAUGAUGAAAUUGUCAAACAAUCGAAAAAUAAACGAAAACGUAUCAAAAAUGAUUCAUCAUCAGAUUCGAAUGUUAAUGAUAAUGAUGAUUCGGAAAGCAAUGAAGAGCCUGAAACAAAGAAAAAGAAAAUCCCAUCUGAUGAUGAAGACGAAGAAGAAAAUAAUAUUCGCCAAACUACACAUAAAAAAUCGUUUGAGGAUGAUAAUGAUUCGGAUGAAUCGGGCUCGAAAAAUAGAGGUUCCGAUUCAGAAGUGGAAAGAAGUCCAAUGACUCGUUCAAGUGAUGAAGAUGCGGAGAAUGAUAACGAUCAUGCUAAUGAUAUUGAUGAUGAUAGCGACUGAAAAGAUAUUUUCUCAUAAAUUUUUAUAUAUUUAAUAUGACUAUAUUCUAUGUAAAUUCACGUGAUUUUGAAUCCAUAUUUUGUAAAUUUUAUUUUAUUUUUGAUUAAAAUACUGAAUAUACUGAA
Molecule: messenger RNA, 3887 nt
Organism: Dermatophagoides farinae (American house dust mite)
Lineage: Eukaryota; Metazoa; Arthropoda; Arachnida; Sarcoptiformes; Pyroglyphidae
Gene: Ctr9
Product: RNA polymerase-associated protein Ctr9
Biological process (GO): RNA processing; transcription elongation by RNA polymerase II; regulation of DNA-templated transcription
Cellular component (GO): Cdc73/Paf1 complex
Molecular function (GO): RNA polymerase II complex binding
Source: RefSeq, a predicted model, not a curated record